CACGAAGCCACUAAUCAUUCGGUGGUGUGGCGUUGGAGAAAGAAGUGCGCUCUGUCGAGAGACAAUAUCGUGUGGUCAGCGAUCUAAUUCUCAUUUUCGCACUCUCAAAAAAGUGAAGGAAGUUUUAAGAUCGUGUUGUGUGUGAGAUCAGGAAGAUAAAAAUGCCAGAAACCGUGGUGACAGUGGACUCCUCACAGAGGACAACAGCUCAGCCAAAGCCAGCAUCGAGCCUCUCCUGGAUUCAGUGCAAUGUCAGCUAUUUUCUCACCCUGCCCGGACUUCUCAAACUCAUCCAACUGAUAUUUGGUGUCAUUUGCAUGGCUCUCGCGUCACCUGCAUUGAGAUCUGGGACGCACUUCUACCUCUUUGUUGUCGUCAUCACGUUCAUUGCAACGCUCCUAUGGUGCUUUAUUUAUUUGCUGGGCAUCCGCGAGGUCCUUAAUUUGCCCAUCAACUGGCCAUUAACAGAGCUGAUAAACACUGGCUUGGCUUCUGUGCUAUACUUCCUGGCCUUCCUGGUUCAGUUCAUCACCUGGGGCGGUUCAACCAUUACAGGCACGGGAUCCAACAUUGCCGCUGGCGUCUUCGGCAUCUUCAAUUUCCUCGCCUACGUGGCGGGAACGUACUUCCUUUACGUCGACUACAGAUCCGGCUGAGACCAGCAAUUCUGUCACCCUCUCGCGAGGAUGUUUAGUGCCAAAAACACCACGCAAUUUUUUGUGUACUUUUUACAUAACUAAAUUAACUUAUAAAUGUACUUGCUCCCCUUUCCCUUUGUUACUUGUCACCUCCUGUAUUCUCGCAAUAUGAGAAAGAGUCCUCGAUAGAGUUCAUUGCUAGGGAGACAAGUUCAUUUUCUCCUCCAUUGCAAAUCGUCUGUCAUUGCGCACUUAAGAGAUAAUCUUAUUGUUUACAAGAUUGUAAUAAAGUUAAUUUGUACUGUA
Phlebotomus argentipes is the source of this 944-nucleotide messenger RNA. RefSeq names its product CKLF-like MARVEL transmembrane domain-containing protein 4. Bases 162 to 656 code for a protein of 164 amino acids. The record is from RefSeq and is a predicted model, not a curated record. Gene Ontology annotation, cellular component: membrane. NCBI's taxonomy places the organism in Eukaryota, Metazoa, Arthropoda, Insecta, Diptera, Psychodidae. The transcript is spliced from 3 exons.